CCCCUUAUCCUAUGUUAUAAAUUUCCUAAAUCUGGUUUAUAGUGAGAAAUUUCUGCAGAGUGUAUUUUUUUCCAUUGACGACGAACAUGACCUAGACUAUCAACUUCCCCCCACAAAUAUUUCUAUUGACAAUCUUCCAUCUGUGACAGACUAUAACCAUAUUGCUAGGCUAUAGCUGUCAUUUGAGGUUGCGUAACCUGUUUCUCAAUGUUUGUACAGUGCUUUUAAGAUGCAAGACACUAUGUAAGUGUGAAGUAGUAGUGUUAUCCUACUGAAGAGAGCAAAGGCUUAGCAUCUGUGAUGUCUUCCAUGAGUUUGCUACAUAUCUGUCCAUUUUGCUAGGAUGCAGUGCUGUUGUUGGAUUAUGGCAAACACCGAGCCAGUCUAUUAAUGCAGCCUAUACUCUUUUGGAGAAGAGAGUGGGACAAGGAGAACGUGCAGUCUAUGAACAACCUGUAGCUAGUUCUUUUAAUUAAUGGGAAUUAAAGACAUCUUGAACAUGUUUGUUAUAGAGCCGUGGUGAUGACUCCAAGAAGUGGGGUUGUAACCAGGUUUCAUUAAAUACCUGGAGUGAAAAUCUGGGCCCCAUUGAAACCUAAUGGCAAAACUUCCAUUGACUACAAUGGGGCCAAGAUCUCCCUUCCUAUUUUUUGGCUCCCUCUUCCACAGCUGUCUUGGGAAACUGGUUUGGUUUGGCCUAAAAUUCACUAGAUUUAAUGUUCUAAAAAUCUUGAAGAAAAUUGUGAAAUUGUCUGAGUAGUGGAUCAUUUACAAGAUAAAUAGCUUAAUGUGAUAUUUUGGGGUUCUUCUGUUGGGGGGGAGGGGGAACAAUUUAGGCAUGUCUGUUAACUUUUAUUACGCUCAGCUCAACACUAACGCCGCCCAACUCCACAUUUAAAUUGUUGAGCAAGUCAGUGGCUGAAAAGUACAAUUCUUUCAUAAUAAAACUGGUUGGCUUAGUUAUCUAAUUCUCCUGUUAUUUCAGAAUGUGUUUAUUAAUGAAAUCUGCAUUUAUUCAUAUCUAAAACUAUGAUUUUGACGGAUUCCUUAGAUAAGACAAAGUUUUUUCAUCUAAAGCUUUGAAACAUUGAUUAAAUGUAUGGACACUGUUUGAAUCUGAUUUGCACAUCUAGAAGUUUUCUUCUGAUGCAGUGCAACUGUGUCUGGUGUAACUUGGCUUAAUUAGUACUGCUCAGUGAUUUGGGACUGGUAUCAAAGACUCUUAUUUUAGCAAAAACAUAGUUAGUUAAAGCUAAAGCUGUGACCUCCUCUCUGUUCAUGUUGGACCAAAGUAUACGCUGCACCAAAAGGCAUUGUUUAACUUCAUCUUUCUCUUUUAUGCUGCAAAUCAAUUUGCUUGUAAUUUAGUUCUGAUAUUAAUAUCCUUCUCUGAUUAACCAUUAUAUUUUUAUAAUAAUGGGUUGGGAGAAUUCAACAGAAAUACAUAGUAGAGCUACAUGGAAUAUUCACUACUUCAGAAAGUGUGUCUCUAAUAGAAAUAUUUAAAUACAAAGCUAUUAAUCUUUUUACUUAAUGUGGGGCUCUUCUUAUAAUUGUGAAAAUCUGAGUACCAUCAAGGACUACUAAAAUAUAAAAGAUACAUAGAAUUUAUACAUUCCUGUCUAGUCCUGCCCUGAUGUAACUCUGCAAUUUCCUUUAUUACAUAGACUACACAUUAAAUGCUUUCCCUUUAAUAUUAGAGCUAUGCACAUUACAAUAGGUGUCACUGUGCUGCUGGGUCCAAUCGUUAUCAGUGACUUCAGCUAUUGGCUCAGAACACUGGCUGUCUGACUCCAUCUGCAGGGCUGUAAUACCUACUCUGUUCAGAUCCAUUCAACACACAAGUUCAGCCAGCUGAACAGCCUAGCAGUGCUACGGCACAUCUUGCUAGCCUAAUUCAACAAGCCAGUGCGAUAGUUAGAUGCAUACUCUCUUUGCACAGCGUAGCACUUUGAGGUGAUUCAGUUUCAGGAAAUCUGGAAAAGAGCUUGCAAGUAAAUAAAACUGGGAGUCAUGAUGGAGAUGUAUUUAACAAGUCAAAUACUGGAUCAAACUUAAAGCCAGUUUCUUAUUCAGUACCCUGAAAAGGUCACCUUGUCUUGCUGGAAAAGAAGCAAAAUCUCAGCUUUGCUGCUUUUUAUUUAACAGCUUGGCUCCCACUUAAAUUUUCUUCAUGUUCUUACCUAGUUAGGCUAUCUAGCUAUACAAACAAGGAUACUCAUGGUAGAUGACAAGGGAAAGAACAUGAAAUGUCUCACCUUCUUCUUGAUGCUUCCAGAGACAGUCAAGAACAGGUCCAAGAAAAGCUCUAAGAAAGGAAACAGUAGCAGCAGCAGCAGCAGCAAGUUGCCUCCAGUUUGCUAUGAAAUCAUUACCUUGAAGACCAAAAAGAAGAAGAAGAUGGCUGCUGAUAUUUUUCCCAGAAAGAAACCAGCCAACACUAAUACAACUGCUGUCCAGCAAUACCACCAACAAAACCUCAACAACAACAACACUAUCCCUGCCCCCAAUUGGCAAGGGCUUUAUCCCACCAUCCGAGAGAGAAAUGCAGUGAUGUUCAACAAUGACUUGAUGGCAGAUGUUCAUUUUGUGGUUGGGCCACCAGGUGGGACCCAGCGGUUGCCAGGACACAAAUACGUCUUAGCUGUCGGGAGCUCUGUAUUCCAUGCAAUGUUUUACGGAGAGCUUGCUGAGGACAAAGAUGAAAUUCGUAUACCAGAUGUUGAGCCUGCCGCUUUUCUCGCUAUGCUGAAAUACAUCUAUUGUGAUGAAAUUGACUUAGCUGCUGAUAACGUGCUGGCCACUCUUUAUGCUGCCAAGAAGUACAUCGUUCCUCAUCUUGCCCGAGCAUGUGUCAACUUCCUAGAGACGAGCCUAAGUGCAAAGAAUGCCUGUGUGCUGCUCUCCCAGAGUUGCUUAUUUGAAGAACCUGACCUGACCCAGCGCUGCUGGGAAGUGAUUGAUGCCCAAGCAGAGCUGGCUUUGAAAUCUGAGGGGUUCUGUGAUAUUGAUUUUCAGACGCUUGAAAGCAUCCUCCGAAGGGAGACGCUGAAUGCCAAAGAAAUUGUUGUUUUCGAAGCUGCGCUUAACUGGGCUGAAGUUGAGUGUCAACGGCAAGAUUUACCUGUUAGCAUAGAAAAUAAACGCAAGGUCCUAGGGAAAGCUCUCUACCUGAUUCGCAUCCCUACCAUGGCACUUGAUGACUUUGCAAAUGGUGCCGCUCAGUCCGGGGUGCUGACUCUCAAUGAAACCAAUGAUAUCUUCCUUUGGUAUACAGCUGCCAAAAAGCCAGAAUUAGAGUUCGUGAGCAAUGCCAGAAAAGGCCUUGUCCCCCAGCGUUGCCACCGCUUCCAGUCUUGCGCCUACCGCAGCAACCAGUGGCGUUACAGGGGUAGGUGUGACAGCAUCCAGUUUGCUGUUGAUAAGAGAGUUUUCAUUGCUGGCUUUGGGCUAUAUGGUUCUAGCUGCGGAUCGGCAGAAUAUAGCGCAAAGAUCGAACUUAAACGCCAAGGUGUUAUCCUAGGCCAGAACUUGAGCAAGUAUUUCUCAGAUGGAUCUAGCAACACUUUCCCAGUGUGGUUUGAGUACCCAGUGCAGAUUGAGCCCGAUACCUUUUAUACAGCUAGUGUGAUACUGGAUGGCAAUGAACUAAGCUAUUUUGGACAAGAAGGAAUGACUGAAGUUCAGUGUGGGAAGGUAACUGUUCAAUUCCAGUGCUCUUCAGACAGUACUAAUGGCACUGGAGUGCAGGGAGGGCAGAUUCCAGAACUCAUAUUCUAUGCCUGAGCAAAAAUGUUUCCAGAGGAAGAGUUUGACCUGAAGUACACAUCUGGUUCAGACCUACUGAUGCUUAGCUUAUCUGCAGCUGUGAUCAGUACAGAGAAUAUGUAAGUAAAAGCUGUGGAUAGUUACUGCUUGCUGGACUUGUAGCCUCUUUGGUGAUGAAAUUUAAAUGUAACAUUCAAUUUUAACUGGAAGCUCUUAAGAGCAAGGAAGUUUCUAAAGCUUUGUCUGAGUCAGAUAUACCUACGCCCAUGAUUCCCAGCCUGUCUUGUUGGCGUGCCCCUACUCGCAAUGGAUCAGCAGAUGGACGCCCUCUUUCAUAUCUCCAAUGGAUUGUGCCCCCCAAUACACUGGAUGCUGCCUCUUUUGGUCCAUUUUCUCUUUCUGUCUCAGUUCUUUUUUCCUUCUUGUCUUUUUCUCUCUGCUUCUCAUUAUUUUUUGCUCUUGUUUUUUGCUCCCCAACUCUCCAGAGGGCUACAUGCUGCUCAGAGUCAGGGAAGGGGCUCCACAAGGCUGGGCCCCUUUAGUUCUUACAGCUGAGCCAAGUGAUGGGGCAGAUAACAGAAGCUUGUGUGUGAACGCGCAGCCCCAUAGAGGCAAGCCAGUCCCGUAUGUGGCCCGCUGUAUUGGGGGUGGCUGCAAGAGAAGAGAGGGAGGUUGGCAGGCAACAUUCAAGGAGCCGCACACUGCUUUAUACACAGAUGCAGGAUCAUACUUGCAGCCAGGGUGAGCUGGGCUCAUACAGCUUUUCCCACCAGCACCCUCUUGAGCUCCUCUGACUCAUUCCCUUCAGACUGGGAAAUACUUGUGUACACACAAACUGUGUAGGUGGCUUCGAAGCAUUUGCCCAUUUAACCAAAUGUUGCAAUAGUUAUACGGAGAUGCUUUUAAAAUUGCUCUCAUUUGGCCCACUACUAAAUAGCUGGGUGAUGAUAUCUAGCAUGAGACAAAGGAUAGGUUAAUUUCUUUUUCCAAAAUAGUCCUAGAACAUUUGGAGGGGGAUUUUUUCCCCCCUGUAAAAAUGAAAAUAAACAUCACUGCACGGUAACGUGUACUAAUCCUGAGUUACACAUUCCUUCUCUGUAAUGUGAGCUUUAUUAUAUUAUUGCCACACACUCUGACUCAGCAGAUAAUUAAAUAGAUGAUCGCAAGAAAAUUCCCAAGAGUGGACUAUGUCUGGCAGUGAGCACCAAGUGUAAUACAGUGAGGGGAAACUUAUGUCUGAGCUCUUGCAAUUAGUUUUAAUUUAAAUGUGAAAUGGAGGAUUGUGUGGUCCAAAAACUUUUUUUUUUCCCCUGAAUUACUUUUCAAGCUUUCUGUAGUCCUGUCUGUAUUUUUGGCAGGAACGGACUACAAACUCAUUGCUGUUUAAGAGGGAAGGAAAUCAGUAUAACUAAAAGAUCCAAGUACCAUUUAAACUUAAUAAAAUAAAGUCCACACUUUGGAAAAGAAACUCCUUAAUCACUAGAUUGUGAAACUUACUUACAAAGAGGACACUACCGAGGUAAUUUGUCUCACCUUUAUAAUAUCUCUGAAGUGGUUAUGUUUGCUUUCCAUAUUAUAAGCUAAAAUAGAGGACCAAAUGAUUCUUUGGCCAGGCUAAAGACUAAUGUGUGUGCUACACUAAAUAUAAUCAUCAGUUUUACAAUGGAACCGCUUUUCCCGUAUGGUUACUUAUCAGUUAAUAUUUAUUACUCCACCUACUCCUUGACUGCUGGAAUCUUGGCCUCUGGCCAUCUCAAAGUGCCGGUAUGUUUCUGCAGUGUCCAAAACAUGUUCUGGAGUAAUGACAAGUGGAUUGGAGUAGGCAUCAAAAACUCAAAGGCCAAAGCCAGUCUCUUCCCUGUCCUGUGGAUGGUGAAAAGAAGAGCGAGGGGAAGACUGUUCUGCAAGUACCAUGUUCUUUAUUCACUGUAAUGGUUACAAUUUUACAUAUGUGAGCAAAUACAUUCUUUCUGAAGUAUAAAAUACCCUCGGAAUAUAUAGAAAAUGCUUUUUAUAACAGAUGUACCUAAACUAGACUGUUAGUGAGAUCUGGACAGAAUGUUCCCUUGAAAACUGACGAUACUUUUUUUUUUUAAAGCUCCAGUUAAUUAUAUUUAGAUCUCUCAGCAACCAAAAAUAUACACGCAGUAUAAUUUUAUGGAUUGGGGAAAUAUUUAUUGAAGAGACAACGAAGGAAUGUAAGAUUGUCAUGGGAUAAUAGUCAACUACUUGUAGACAUUAUCUGAGCAGUAGUGAAUUUAUUUAAAAUAAACGUUAAAGCAAAGACUGGCCAAGUUACUGUAUAUGAAAUGGUUGACAUAGAUAUAAUGGCUCUGUCUGAAUGAUGCUUUUAUGGGGUAGAGUGUCAGAAUGCAGCUAUUUAACAAUGUUACAGCAAGUAACUGAUUCGUUUAGAACAGACUUAUGUGCCUCACAGUGGGACAAAAAGUGUACUCUACUAGUAUGGAUAAGCCAGUCUCUGACUGGCUCUAGUGUUUUUGGUGUUUUUCUUUUUAAUUUAUCUACAAAUAAAGGCUUAGCAUCUAUUAAACUGACUGGCUGGAACAGAUAGUUAUGGGAUCAAAUUAAUGUAUAGCUGUGAUAUGUAGAAAAUCAGUCUUUUUUUUUUUACUUGUUAUCCCUUGAAUAUUUUUGACAAAGUAGAAUGAAAGCUCUGCUUCUUGCUUAAUUCCUCUGAAACUGUUCCAGGUAUAAAUUAGACUUGUUGCUUAUGGUCAAAAUAUUUAAGCUUGGAUCAAUACACUUAGACACCUAAAUAAGUGGCUUGAUUUUGAGAGGGGCUCGACACCAGCAAGCCCAUUGCAGUAAAUAGAAUCUGCUGUUGCCAAAUACUUUUGAACAUCAGGCCACUUAAUUAGGUGCCUAAAUAUGGAUCUAGAUCUGGUCAACUAACUUUAGGCAUCCAAGUUUGAAAAUGUUAAUCUAUAUUUUGAAAGCAUCCGAUGUAUCAUGCUGGAACGUAAACACAACUUCAGCAAAAAGAACAUUAUGUAGAUGGUAUUUUAUGGCGGUCUUUACUACUUGUAUAUUGAUUUUGCUGGUAGGGGGAACUAAGACAGGGCAUUGUAAUGUAAUAUGCUUUAAGCAUAUCUGAAAUAGGAUUUAAAUGUUCUAAUUUCUACAUACUUAUUGCACUGAACUGUUUUUUAAAUUGUUGUGAUAAAGUCUGCUAAUUUCAGGUCACAGCACCCAGUUAUGCUUGACCUUAAGCUUACAGCAUUAUUUAUGAAGGACAGAUAUAUAAAUAUGAAGUACCUCAUGUUGAAUGUUAUUGUACUGUAUCUUUAAUGUAACAGUGCAGAUCUUGUUAGACACAUGAAUGUGUAUAAUCACAUUAAACAUAUGAAUAAAACUGGUUCUUAUA
Messenger RNA from Chrysemys picta bellii (western painted turtle), 7153 nucleotides. It is a transcript of the gene BTBD3, whose product is annotated as BTB domain containing 3. Gene Ontology annotation, biological process: cerebral cortex development; dendrite morphogenesis; neurogenesis. Lineage: Eukaryota; Metazoa; Chordata; Testudines; Emydidae. Gene Ontology annotation, molecular function: protein binding. Gene Ontology annotation, cellular component: cytosol. The record is from RefSeq and is a predicted model, not a curated record.